Messenger RNA from Ilex paraguariensis (yerba mate), 495 nucleotides. The record is from the annotation of a GenBank genome assembly. NCBI's taxonomy places the organism in Eukaryota, Viridiplantae, Streptophyta, Magnoliopsida, Aquifoliales, Aquifoliaceae.
AUGGAUUCAAAUACAAAUCCAAAAACAAAGACAUCGCUAGAAAUGCAACUAGUUAAGAGAAAUGACAAUAUGGUGCUUCGAAAGUUUCUCCAGUAUGAACCACAUAUCUACAAUCGAAAAGGUUGCCUCACCAAAGUUUGUCCAGAUAAAGAUGCAGCAGAGGAUCAAAGUUUAGAUAUCUAUUUAAGAUGUGGCAAUUCAGGACACAAUAUUGUCUCAUGCAGCAAUGAGUAUAUUUCUGAUGAUCUCAGGUUUCCUGCUAUACCUGUGGGCAUUCUGGCCAUUUGGGUUCUAAAUGUGAAACUGUUUUGGCUGGGUAGUGCAGCCCAGGGAAGUCUCAACAAUGACUAUCCAGCCUUCAUAUGUGUGGAAACCCUUGACGUAGUCCUACAAUUCCUUGAGAACUCUCCAUUCCUUGAGAAGUUGAAGAAGAAGGGGUAUGAGGUCCUUUACAUGGUCGAUGCCAUUGAUGAGUAUGCAGUGGGACAGUUGUAG